AUGGUUAUCUCUCAUCACAUUGAUUCUGAGGAAUUGGAAGAGAAGGUGUUACACUCUCUCACCAAAACUCCCCUUGAUAAUAAGGAACAGUAUAUCUUCAAAUAUGACGCCAACGCUCUGGUUCCAAAGUAUGAGAUUCCAAUUCAAUCGCUGGAUGAAGAAUUGGUUUAUCGGUAUAUGUCCGAAGGUUUGGCUUUGGAUGGAAACCCUAAGCUUAACUUAGCCUCGUUUGUUAACACUGAGUUAUCACCAGUUCAACGAAGAUUAGUUGAAGAUAGUUUGGUCAAGAACUUGGCUGAUAACGAUGAAUAUCCAUCGUUAAUAGACUUGCAACAAAGAUGUAUUACCAUUUUGUCCAAUUUAUGGCAUGCUCCUAAAACGACCGAUCCUGUAACAGGAAAGCUGAAUGUCAAUUCUAUUGGAGUGGCUACCACUGGGUCUUCAGAGGCUGUUAUGUUGGGUGGUUUACUGAUGAAGAAGAGAUGGACAGAAAGACGUAAGAAGGAAGGGAAAUCAACAGAAAACCCCAAUAUCAUUAUGGCUUCAUGUGUUCAAGUUGCCUUGGAGAAGUUUGCUCGUUAUUUUGAUGUUGAAAAUAGGUUGGUUUCCAUUAGUGAAUCUCUGGAACAUAUGACUGAUGUAAACAAGAUCAAGGAAAAUGUCGACGAGAAUACCAUUGGAAUAUUUGUAAUUCUUGGAUCUACAUUCACUGGAGCCUUUGAUAAUGUUGAAUUGAUUUCGAAGACCUUGGAUGAAAUUCAAGAAGAAACUGGGUUUGAUGUUCCUAUUCAUGUUGAUGGAGCAAGUGGAGGAUUUGUAGCUCCUUUUGUGUAUCCUCAUUUGAAAUGGGACUUUGCUGUAUCCCGUGUGGUUUCAAUUAAUACUUCUGGUCAUAAGUUUGGUUUAACAUCUGCUGGAUUAGGAUGGAUUGUUUGGCGUGAUUCACUGUUGGUUCCUCAAUCAUUACGAUUCUCCUUGGAUUAUUUGGGAGGAGUUGAAGAAACUUUUGGGUUGAAUUUCUCCAGACCUGGGUUCCCCGUGAUCUUGCAAUAUUUUAACUUUUUAACCUUGGGAAGAGAAGGGUACACCAAGAUUUAUAACUCAUGUUUACAGAAUGCUCGGUUAUUGAGUGAAUUCUUGGAAGAAACUGGCUAUUUUGAAAUUUUAUCUGUGAUUCAUAAGAAGAUAAAGACUCAGGAGGAAAGAGAUAUGCUUUUUACUGGACAUUUUGAUCAUAAAAUGCAUGUUUCAGAUUCUACUACCAACGAAGAAUAUUAUCCUGGAUUGCCUGUUGUUGCCUUUAGAUUUUCAGAUCAAAUCCGUACUGAUUAUCCGGAGAUACCUCAAAGAAUCAUCUCUACUUUAUUGAGAAAUCAAGGGUUUAUUGUUCCUAAUUAUCAUUUACCUCCAGAUGAAGAGGAGAAACAACUUCUUCGGGUGGUGGUUAGGGAUUCGGUAACUUUGAAUCUAUUGGAGCAAUUAAUGCAAUCCAUUGUGAAAAACACAGAGUUGUUACUUUCAGCAUGUCUGACUGUUAAAGAUAUGAUCAAACACCAAGAAGAAACUUCUGAUGAUGAAAAGAGAGAAUUGGUUUAUAAGAUUUUCUUGUCUAUUGCUUCUAAUGGUACUGAAGAUGCAAGAGAAGCUUCCAUUCUGUUUAAAUCUAAAGAGAGAACAGACGGUAAGUCUACCAGAACAGUCUGUUAG
Messenger RNA from Lizanozyma spartinae, 1707 nucleotides. RefSeq names its product glutamate decarboxylase (gene GAD1). Lineage: Eukaryota; Fungi; Ascomycota; Pichiomycetes; Serinales; Debaryomycetaceae. The coding region runs from base 1 to 1707 and encodes 568 amino acids. The record is from RefSeq and is a predicted model, not a curated record. The transcript has a single exon. Gene Ontology annotation, biological process: L-glutamate catabolic process. Gene Ontology annotation, cellular component: cytosol. Gene Ontology annotation, molecular function: glutamate decarboxylase activity; pyridoxal phosphate binding.